This is a messenger RNA of Anolis sagrei ordinatus, 3116 nucleotides long. RefSeq names its product cactin, spliceosome C complex subunit (gene CACTIN). Gene Ontology annotation, biological process: negative regulation of innate immune response; mRNA cis splicing, via spliceosome. Gene Ontology annotation, cellular component: cytoplasm; spliceosomal complex. Gene Ontology annotation, molecular function: protein binding. The record is from RefSeq and is a predicted model, not a curated record. NCBI's taxonomy places the organism in Eukaryota, Metazoa, Chordata, Lepidosauria, Squamata, Anolidae.
GUUUUGAGAAACCCGGAAGCAGUGUCGGUAGAGACGCUAUCAUGGCGUCGCGGGAGCGGAGGAGGAGAAGUCGGUCUGGCUCCGAGGCCAGGGAGGGCCGGCACCGGAAGGGGAGAGAGCAGGAAGCAGGGGAGAGCUCGGAGGAAGAGCGCCGAAAAUGGAGGAAGAAGAAAGAAAAGAGACGGGAAGGCCACCAUAAGAAGAAGGAGAAGAAGCGCUCCUCGCCUUCACCGAGCCCUGACUCCUCUCCGGAGAAGCGCAGCCGGAGCCACGAAAGGCGGGGGAAGCGGAGCCGCAAGCGUUCACCAUCGCCACGUUCCUCAGUCUCUUCGGUAUCGUCACCCUCGCCGUCCCGCUCGCAAAGUGACCUGGGCGAGACACUGAGCCUCCAGGAGCGGCUGAAGCUGAAGGAGGAAAAGAAGCAGCAGAAGGAGAUGAUGAAGGCCUUGGAGACCCCUGAGGAGAAGCGGGCCCGGCGUCUGGCUAAGAAGGAGGCCAAGGAGCGAAAGAAGCGGGAGAAGAUGGGCUGGGGGGAAGAGUACAUGGGCUACACCAACACCGACAACCCCUUCGGGGACAACAACCUCCUAGGUGCCUUCAUUUGGAGCAAGGCCCUGGAGAAAAAGGGCAUUGGCCACUUGGAGGAGAAGGAGCUGAAGGACCGGAACAAGCGGAUCCAAGAGGAGAACCGGCUGGAGCUGCAAAAGGUGAAGCAGCUGCGCCUAGAGCGGGAGCGAGAGAAGGCCAUGCGGGAGCAAGAGCUGGAAAUGCUGCAGCGGGAGAAGGAGGCCGAGCAUUUCAAGACCUGGGAGGAGCAGGAGGACAACUUCCAUUUGCAGCAAGCCAAGCUGCGCUCGAAGAUCCGGAUCCGGGAUGGACGGGCCAAGCCCAUCGAUCUCCUCGCCAAAUACAUCAGUGCUGAGGACGACGACCUAGCUGUAGAGAUGCACGAGCCAUACACUUUCCUGAAUGGACUCACCGUCUCCGACAUGGAGGACCUGCUUGAGGACAUCCAGGUUUACAUGGAGCUGGAGCAAGGGAAGAACGUGGAUUUCUGGAGGGACAUGACUAUCAUCACAGAAGAUGAAAUAGCCAAACUGCGGAAGCUGGAGGCUUCGGGGAAAGGGCCGGGCGAGCGCCGCGAAGGGGUCAAUGCCUCAGUCAGCUCAGACGUCCAGUCUGUCUUCAAGGGCAAGACCUACAACCAGCUGCAGGUCAUCUACCAAGGGAUUGAGGGCAAAAUCUUAGCCGGCGGACCCAACCUGGACAUCGGCUACUGGGAGAGUCUGCUGCAGCAGCUCAAGGCCUACAUGGCCCGGGCCAGGCUACGGGAACGGCACCAAGACGUCCUGCGCCAGAAGCUGUACAAGCUGAAACAGGAGCAAGGAGUGGAGAGCGAACCUCUGUUUCCCAUCAUUAAGAAGGAACCAUCAUCCCCGGGUGCUGGGAGCAGCAACAGGGCAGAACCUGAAGAGAGCGCCUCGUCGUCACAGCCGGGCCCCUCGUCCUCUUCAGCGGAAGCUGGCACCGAAGCGGAGUCAGAAACCAAAGGGGAAGGGGAGGCGGUGCUGAUGGAAGAGGACCUCAUCCAGCAAAGCCUGGAUGACUACGACGCCGGGAAGUACAGCCCCCGCCUCUUGACCUCCCACGAGCUGCCCUUCGAUGCUCACGUGGUGGAAGUGGACGAGGACCUCCAGCGCCUGCUUCUCUCCCGGCAGCAGCUCCAGGUCACAGGGGACGCCAGUGAGAGCGCCGAGGACAUCUUCUUCCGGCGAGCCAAGGAAGGGAUGGGGGCUGACGAGGCCCAGUUCAGUGUGGAGAUGCCACUGACGGGCAAGGCCUACUUGUGGGCCGACAAGUACCGGCCCCGCAAGCCCCGCUUCUUCAACCGCGUCCACACGGGCUUUGAGUGGAACAAGUACAACCAGACUCACUACGACUUCGACAACCCGCCACCCAAGAUCGUCCAGGGCUACAAGUUCAACAUCUUCUACCCGGAUCUCAUCGACAAACGCUCUACCCCGGAAUACUUCCUGGAGGCCUGCCCAGACAACAAGGACUUUGCCACCCUCCGCUUCCAUGCCGGGCCGCCCUACGAGGACAUUGCCUUCAAAAUCGUCAACCGUGAGUGGGAGUACUCCCACCGCCACGGCUUCCGCUGCCAGUUUGCCAACGGCAUCUUCCAGCUCUGGUUCCAUUUCAAGCGCUAUCGCUACCGGCGGUGAAAGGAAGACGAUUCCAUUACAUUGCUGGGAAAAGUGAACCCUGUAAAGCAGUGACUCCCAUUCUCUGUCGAGAGAGCAGAGCCCCGCGAGGCCAAGCAAACUAAGACCCAUAAGAUGGGAAUUCCCUAACUUUGCCAAGAAAACCGGACCCUGUUGGGUAGAGAUUCCCAUACUAUACUGAAAAGGCUCAACUCCAUACACUUCCCAAACUUUGUCAAGAAAACUCAACCCCGUCAGGCAGGGAUUCCUUUACUUUGCUGAGAAAGCUGAAUCCUGCAAGGCCGAAAAACCUCAACCCCAUAAGAUAGGGUCAAACUCAACCUCGUAAGAUUCCCAAAUUUUCUGCGAAAAUGGUACCCCAUAAGUUGGGUAUUCCAUUACUUUCCUGAGAAAACAGAACCAUGGAAGAUUCCAAAUUUUGCCAAGAAAACAGGACCCCAUCAGGCAGGGUUCCCAAACUUUAUCGAGAAAAUCCAACCCCAUAAGAUAGGGAUUCCCAAACUUUGAGUGGGAAUGGCUUCCUAUGGGUCACCCUCUAUUAAGAGCAAUCCCCCACAAAGUUUACAAAGUGUACGCAGUUUGGGAAGUCUCCAUUUGGACAAAUCCUGGAUGGUUUUGAGUCUGACUUCCCAGAAGCUUUGGGGAUUCUGGGAGCUGAAAUCCCAGGCGAGGUCUGCGACCAAAUUUUGUCUCCAAAUCCCCAAACGUAUCUAUCUAUCUUUCUUUUAGGGCUGUUUCUCCAAUGUAUAUUAGUCAGACUUUUAUCUCAUAGUCGAGUCCCAGAAGGAUCCUGAUGGGCUUUUUUGUAAUCGUUGCCUCCAGACAUUAUCGAUCGCGGGGAUUGGAUGACAAACACUCUCUUUCUCGCAAUAAAUGACUUUUUGUUUUUCA